GUUUUGGGGACUCCACUGGUGAACCUACAGAGGCCGGUCUGUGUACUGAUGUCUUAUACUUGUACCACUGGGUUAAGGCACGUAGUGGAAACAGCCCGGUGUGUGUGUGGGGUCACUCGCUUGGUAGUGGUGUUGCAUCUACCACUGCAGUUAAAUUACUAGUACAAGGAAAACAGUUUGAUGGAAUAAUACUCGAGGGUGCAUUCCUAAAUGCGAGGAUGGAAACUAAUAAACUUACUAAACACCCUUUUACCUGGUUUUAUUGGAAGUUCCCAUACAUUCAGUACUUCUUGUUCAAUCCACUGAAAAACAAAGAUUUGAACCUUCCAACUGAUGAGAAUUUGCAAAAAAUUCAAACUCCCCUCAUGAUUCUCCACGCUGAAGAUGACCAUUUAGUGCCCUUUGCCUCAGCUCAAGAGAUCUACAGAAUUGCAAAAAAGGCCCAAAACUCAGAUGAGCAUGUCAAGCUAGUACGAUUUGAUGGAGCGCUUGGAUACCUUCAUAAUGGGCUGUAUAAAGACCCUGGUUUGCCAAAUAUCAUAAGGUGAUGUCACUCUCUGAAA
Sinocyclocheilus anshuiensis is the source of this 563-nucleotide messenger RNA. RefSeq names its product monoacylglycerol lipase ABHD12-like. Gene Ontology annotation, biological process: monoacylglycerol catabolic process; phosphatidylserine catabolic process. Gene Ontology annotation, cellular component: endoplasmic reticulum membrane. The annotation marks the transcript as partial. The record is from RefSeq and is a predicted model, not a curated record. Gene Ontology annotation, molecular function: monoacylglycerol lipase activity; phosphatidylcholine lysophospholipase A1 activity. NCBI's taxonomy places the organism in Eukaryota, Metazoa, Chordata, Actinopteri, Cypriniformes, Cyprinidae. The transcript is spliced from 6 exons.